CUUUAAAGCGUUGCUUUUGGUGAUUUUUCUGUAAUAUUGUUUUCCUUUCUUCUCAUAACUCCAAAAAAGCAUCACAUCAUCACAUCAAUCUGCUCACUGCACAGGCUAAAGGUUACUCCUUUCCUUUCCUACCUCCUCCCUCCGAACUCUUGAAACAAAGCAUUACCAUAGCAACGGCCACUGCUGCUCCCUAGAUAAGGCGUGCAGAAGCACAGAGCAGCAACAGCAGAGGAGAAAGUUCCUGCUCCAGCGAGCCCUGACUUCAUAUCACACCCAUCCCAGAUCCUUUCAGCUGGUGCGGCUUCAGUGAAAGCAGGAUUCGUCCCAAAGUGACUACACAUAAAAAGCUACAAGGGAAAACCUUUUCAAUGACGUCAACAGAAUAUGUGCAGCCACUUGAUAUCCCAGAAGACAGACUGGACAAGCGAGACUCGCACUGUAAUCAUUUCGAUGAUCUUUCAGAACAGCUUAUUAAGAGUUGUGACCUGAACAAGAAACCAAGAAAGGGUAAAGUCAUCCAGGCUUCCCAGAACAAUGAUUUGGAGCAGAAAAAGCCAAGGAGGAAAGACACACCUGCAUUACACACCCCACCACCUAUCCCAGCCAUCCUCUCAGACUUUUCAGACAAUUUGCUUCAAAGGUAUGAGAUCUCAGAGAAACUACAGAAGGAAAAAGGGACUUCACUCUCUCAGGUCACUGAUUUAGAACAGAAAAAACCCAGGAGAAAAGAUACACCUGCAAUACACAUCCCACCACUUGUAACAGACUUCGUGACAUAUUUCAUUAUGAGAGGGCUUUUAACACAGAAAGAAGGAAAACAAGUUGGUUUGACAGAACAACUUGGCAUGCUGAAGUGCAACAGCAGAAGAUUGAAUUCAGGUGAUUUUCUUGACCUCAAGUCAUGCUUUCCCUCAUCCUGUUUUUGGAAUAUAUUAAGUAACACACCAAGAAAGGUGGAUGUAAAACAUUUUUUUAGAAGCCAUUUGUUGGUUUUUACUGGAAAUGGACAGUUAAGCAAAAAUAAAACUCAUCCGUUUGCCCAUUCACAUUGGACCCAAUGA
Alligator sinensis (Chinese alligator) is the source of this 1061-nucleotide messenger RNA. It is a transcript of the gene PPP1R17, whose product is annotated as protein phosphatase 1 regulatory subunit 17. NCBI's taxonomy places the organism in Eukaryota, Metazoa, Chordata, Crocodylia, Alligatoridae. Bases 369 to 1061 code for a protein of 230 amino acids. The record is from RefSeq and is a predicted model, not a curated record. The transcript has 6 exons. Gene Ontology annotation, molecular function: protein phosphatase inhibitor activity. Gene Ontology annotation, biological process: regulation of phosphatase activity.